This is a messenger RNA of Fusarium venenatum, 2280 nucleotides long. Its product is annotated as heterokaryon incompatibility protein-domain-containing protein. NCBI's taxonomy places the organism in Eukaryota, Fungi, Ascomycota, Sordariomycetes, Hypocreales, Nectriaceae. The record is from RefSeq and is a predicted model, not a curated record.
AUGCCAUCAGAUUUCACUUAUCAGCCCUUACGUGGUGACGAGAUCCGACUGCUGAGGAUCGAAGACGACCGCAGUGGACAUCGCAAAACCAACGUCACCAGGCAUCCUCUAAUAGCAUGCUCGAUCGAGCAUGUUCGUCUACCAAGAACGCUGGGAGAAUCAUCGAACCAACGGUUCAAAGGAAAGGAGGGAACAUGGCCUGAGCUUCCCACCCAACACAAUUUUGGACCACUCUUCAAUGCUGGGAAAGAUCUACGUGUUGACAAGACUCACUUGAGGAAAUCCGCACAUACAACAAUCAAUGACGAAGCUGCCCUACCAUGGCGACGUCCAUGGGGUGACUAUAUCGCACUAUCCUAUGUCUGGAGCCAACCCGUCGGCUCAGAUAAGGAAGACCGCUUUUUUAUCACCGUCAAUGACUGUCCAUUCAAAGUCACCCCCAACUUAUAUCACGCUCUGAAAGAACUUAAAAAGAGUCAACGUGUACAGCAAGGAUUUAAGUUAUGGAUUGAUGCCAUAUGUAUCGAUCAGACUAACUCAGAUGAACGUGGUCAACAAGUCGCUCGGAUGCGCGACAUUUACCAGUCAGCGUGGCAGGUACUCAUAUGGCUCGGUCCAAGUGACACAUCCACCCAACUGGCCUUUUCUGCGCUUCACUGGCUAUCUCGAGAGUCGAAGCAGCCGAAGCCGAUGGACAACUUCUACCGCGAAAGCCCCUCAGUCGAUCUGCGGCCUGCCUUCAUCAUGUGGCCAACCUAUAACAGUCCGAUGAAGAAGGAUGUUUACAAGGCACUGUAUCACUUCUUUACAAGGCCAUAUUGGCGUCGUAUGUGGGUGGUGCAAGAAGUGGCGAUGGGCAAUCCCAACAGUCCUGUUCUCUGCGGCGACCAGUGCAUUUCAUGGCAGGACAUAUACCAAGCGGUGAAGGUCAUUGCUUCAGAUGAGUCGAGAUUCGGUCGUGAGAUCCUCGAUAGCGUCCAACCACAAACGCUGGCAACAUGGUCCUUUGAGGUCGCACGAGAUAGGCAGAUUCGAGGACGAAAAUGGGCACCGGAAAGGAUGUGGAAGAUCCAGGAAACCAUGAUGUGCGUUCAGAAAGAUCAGCGAACCUUUUCGUCAGCGAGUGGACGGAGGGAACUCCUUCGAGCACUGAAUCUUGCCCGAGAUGCCCUCAUUACCGAUGAAAAGGAUCGUGUAUAUGGUAUUCUGGGAAUCAAAGCCGUCGCCGAUCGAGUCAACAUCAAACCCGAGUAUAAACUUUCUCAAUCAAUAAUUUACUCAAACUUUGCCAAGGAGAUCAUGAAGGGAGGUGACCUGAACCUUCUUCGUCUGGCUUCAGGUUUCGGUGGAUACGUUCUCGACAGCUGGGAGAUGGAUGACCUACCACCCUCUGCCAAGAAUCGUGCCGUUGGGGCUCUUACACUUCCCGUCCUGAAUGCCACCAAAGGUCGUGAGCUAGUACCGGUUGGUGUAGUAUGUAAUCACGAUAUUCCAUCAUGGAGCGUCUGCUGGGCAUGCGCACCCGCUCCGACAGCUCAGCUUGGUGGUAUAUACCAAGCAGAUGCGCGCUUGGGUCGUUCAUUGCCGAUUUUCUCUAGAGGAAGGGCGAGUCUCACCACGAAGGGCGUCUUGCUGGACACGAUUACCUCACUCAGCGCCUCAAAUGAGAAGGACGCUGAUCCACGCUAUCCUUCCAAUACUCACCCAGCCAAUACGAGUACCUAUGGAGAUUUCGAAGCGACCAGGAAUGCAUUCUGGAGGACUAUAGUAUGCGACACGACAUCAGAAGGCGGCGAAAAGGCACCGGACGCAUGUUCUUGGCUGCUUGAGCCCAGACUUUGGCAAAGAGGUAUCGCGGGCGUUUGGACCAAUGGCUUUGGAUUGCACAGCUUCAUGGCACGCAACGCAUCACUCGAAAUUUGCGGCUUUACGAUACAGGAGUUAAUUUUCGGCCGCAACAAGUUCAAAUCAAAGUUGAAGUCGAUGAUGGGUGAGAACUUCUACCAUGCAACUGAGUUUCAGCGAGAGUCUUUGUCGUGGGCAGUCAAUGCGAUGGCUUGGAGGCGUGUUUUCGGCACAAGAGGAGGAAGAAUGGGAAUGGGCACCUGUGCGGCUCAAGUAGGCGAUCGUAUUGUACUUCUCAGAGGUUGCAACACUCCGCUCAUUGUCAGACGGUCGGGCGAGGCCUGGAAACUUGUUGGAGAGUGUUAUGUGCAUGGUGUUAUGUAUGGAGAGAUCUCGUUAGAUAAACAUCGGCUGGAGGAUAUAACCAUUUACUAA